Molecule: messenger RNA, 453 nt
Organism: Coprinopsis cinerea okayama7#130
Lineage: Eukaryota; Fungi; Basidiomycota; Agaricomycetes; Agaricales; Psathyrellaceae
Exons: 2
Coding region: 1-453 (150 amino acids)
Source: RefSeq, a predicted model, not a curated record
AUGUCCCCUUCGACCUCCGUUCCCCUCAAACGGCCUCACUACGAUCCACUUAUAUCCCUCCGAAUAUUUCACAGGCGAUCUGUUUCCGACGGGAUACUUCGAAGAUUCCGCGAGCUUCUCCAAGUGCACCAAAAUACUAUAUCAGGGCAGGACAACCCGGGACCUGGUCCACCUUCCCAGACAAGGAAGUUCUGGAAGUUUAUGCGGAGCGAGAUGAAGCAAAACGAUGCGUUGGGAUCUUCCACGGGAGUGAAAAGUGGAGAGUGGUACAGGGAAAUCGAUGGAUUGCGAUCUGGUGUGGGCGUCCCCAAGAGCCACAAGGCUCGCGAUCUUCCACCCUCAGCAGUCGGCAUUCACCCCAAACCCGAUCUUCACCCACCCCACUGGCGGAACGUUGGUGGAUUUGGUCUCAAGACCAGAAAAGGCGCGAGACGCUCCUCGACUUCAAGCUAG